Molecule: messenger RNA, 475 nt
Organism: Branchiostoma belcheri (Belcher's lancelet)
Lineage: Eukaryota; Metazoa; Chordata; Leptocardii; Amphioxiformes; Branchiostomatidae
Product: venom protein 164-like
Exons: 3
Coding region: 90-395 (101 amino acids)
Source: RefSeq, a predicted model, not a curated record
AAAUAUUUGAGUACCACGCACCUGUGUCUCCGAGCUGGGUGUACAUGUACCUCAUUCACUAGUCCUGAUCUCAGACGACAAGCACCACCAUGAAGCUUCUCCUGCUCUUCGUUUUCGUCGGCAUUGCCGCGGCCAAGAUCUGCCAGGAUGAUUCCGAGUGUGAUCCCGAUGAGUGCUGCACCCGUGGAAACCUUCUCCUCAUCAGGGAGUGCUUCAAGUACGCCCAGCUUGAUGAGGACUGCCACACCGGAGACUACUCUCUAGUCGGCUACUGCCCCUGCGCGGCCGGGCUGUACUGUGAAGACGCCGGGAACAGCGGGUUCGUCGACUUCUUCGCCGGUGACGGGUGGUGCAGGCCCACGCCGGCCGACAUGGCCGACCAGAUGCCCAACUAAACGUCCACUCAGUCACGGGAGAGAUGUUGCCGGGAGGUGGCCUUUGCAAGCUAUGCAACAUUAAAGAGCAAUGAAUAGAA